This is a messenger RNA of Physcomitrium patens, 2309 nucleotides long. Its product is annotated as jasmonoyl--L-amino acid synthetase JAR4. Gene Ontology annotation, cellular component: cytoplasm. Gene Ontology annotation, molecular function: acid-amino acid ligase activity. The record is from RefSeq and is a predicted model, not a curated record. NCBI's taxonomy places the organism in Eukaryota, Viridiplantae, Streptophyta, Bryopsida, Funariales, Funariaceae.
CGAAAUCACCGAACAAGCGAAUAAGCAUGUAGGAGUUGCAGCUAAAAUUAGGUCGAAGCUGCAGUCAGAGUUUCAGUGUUUACAUCGGCCGACUGAGCCUGCAGUAGUGACAUUGACAACUGGUGUGGAACUGAGAUGGCGCUUAGAAUAGAGAACCCAUAUUACAAGCUACUGGAUACGGAUGAGGAGAUCGUGGAAGACUUCGAAUUAAUGUCGCGGAACGCAAGGGAGACGCAGUUGGAGUUGUUGCGCAAGAUUCUAGAGCGGAAUGCAAAUGUGGAGUAUUUGCAGCGCCAGGGAUUGAACGGCCGCACCGAUGAGGCCUCCUUCAAGGCUUGCGUGCCUGUCAGCACUUACGCUAACAUCGAAGCCGAUGUGGACCGCAUUGCUGAUGGUGAUACAUCUCCGAUUUGUUGCGUCGACCCCCCGACUUCCUUUGCCCUCAGCUCGGGGACUACUGGAGGGAAGUGUAAGUUGAUUCCGCGUACUGAUGCUUUACUGGCACAAGCGAUGAAGGCUGGCCAGAUUGGUUCAGUUUACCGGAGAAGAGCAUUUCCUAGAAAACAUGAAGGACCACCAGUGGUGAUGUCGUUUCAGUAUGCAGGGCGACAGUUUGAUACGAAGUCAGGUUUGAAAGCAGGCACUGGGACAACUAAUUUCUACAGAAGUGCAGCUUUCAAGAACGCAAAAUCUGCGCCGUUUAGUGCGACAAGUCCUGUUGACAUAGUGUUGGGAUACGAUGUUCCUCAACAGAUGUAUUGCCACCUGCUGUGUGGACUAUAUCGUUGUCAAGAAGUGGAGCAGAUGUCUGCUAUUUUCGCAUACAUGAUUGUCGAGCCCUUCCGGCUUCUCGAACGGGUGUGGCGGGACAUCUGCAAGGACAUACGGGAAGGGACAGUGAACGAGCGUGUAAGUGACCCUGAGCUUCGCUCAAGUGUUCUAAAAGUCUUGUCACCGAAUCCAGAGCUCGCGGACUUAAUCGAGCGUGAGUGUGCCAAGGGAUGGUCUGGUAUCAUCGAGCGGCUGUUUCCUAAUAUCAACUACAUAAUGAGCAUUUUUUCGGGCUCUAUGUUACCCUACGUUGCACCCAUGCGACAAUAUGCUGGAUCAGUCCCACUCAUGAAUGCGGAUUACGGUGCUUCUGAGGCAUGGAUAGGCAUCAACCUCGACCCUCGGUGCCCGGCGGAGGACGCAUCCUUCACUAUUAUUCCCAACUUCGCCUACUUCGAGUUCAUCCCUGUUAACCGGGAUUCCGCAGGCUAUGACUCUGUCGAGGGCGAUGAGAUAGUUGGGCUCACAGAUGUCAAGGUUGGUCAAGAGUACGAGAUAGUGUUAACCACAGUAGGAGGUUUGUACCGCUAUAGACUGGGUGACAUAGUUAAGGUCACUGGUUUCUUCAACUCAACUCCCAAGGUGGCCUUCGUAUGUCGAAAAGGAGUUGUCCUGAGUGUGAAUACUGACAAGACUGACGAAGAAGAGCUACGAUUGGUUGUGGGAAAAGCAUCUUUAUUGCUCAAAGAAUCAAAUAUGGAGCUGGCUGAUUACAGCAGUUACACUGACCAAGACUCACAGCCUGGACAUUAUGUAAUCUUUUGGGAGUUGCGAAGUCACGAACACCUCGACAUGGAUCUUUUAAGUGAGUGCUGCAAAGUUCUUGAUCAGUCUUUUAAUAAUCCUUACAUGAGGGGCAGAGCAGCUCGGACAAUUGGACCAUUGGAGUUGGCCAUUGUGAAGGAGGGUGCAUUCGCUCGUCUGAUGGAGCAAUUUGUGCGAAAGAACGGAGUAGGAGCUAGUCAAUACAAGGUAUCGCGAUGCUUCAAAAAUCCCGCCACAUUGAAGCAUUUCCGAGAUGAGACUAUUGCUACAUUGCGGAGUCCAGAUUUUCCACCCGAAUUGUUGGCAGCAUGGCGACCAUCUACAAAAAUCGUUGGAUGAUACAGGAAGUUACUUCCUGGAAAAGCAUGAGAUGUUACCGCGUUCCUACGUGUAUUUUAUCAUUCAUGGAUCCAGACAGGAAAACCGUUAAGAGGAGUGAUGGAACGUUAUGUAACACCGGCUGGUGUUAAAUAUUCACGACAGUUCCUGAGUACAACAGUCGACAAGAAGAUGGAGAGAAACAAUUGAAGCCAGUUUAUACAGAAUAAAUUUGGUAUUAUUGUUUUAGUCUUUUUAGUAGCCGAAAUAACGACGAAUUUUCUACGUACAUAUUUGAUUUUUUUAACCAACUUAUAUAAUUCCAUUUCUAAAUAGUAAUACGUCUCGACGAUCAAAAAUCUUAAUUGAGUGACAUUUAGUCACGAUGACAACUA